This is a messenger RNA of Penicillium angulare, 1911 nucleotides long. RefSeq names its product electron-transferring-flavoprotein dehydrogenase. NCBI's taxonomy places the organism in Eukaryota, Fungi, Ascomycota, Eurotiomycetes, Eurotiales, Aspergillaceae. The record is from RefSeq and is a predicted model, not a curated record. The transcript is spliced from 3 exons. Gene Ontology annotation, molecular function: iron-sulfur cluster binding; electron-transferring-flavoprotein dehydrogenase activity. Bases 1 to 1911 code for a protein of 636 amino acids. Gene Ontology annotation, biological process: electron transport chain. Gene Ontology annotation, cellular component: mitochondrial inner membrane.
AUGGCGUCCAAAGGCGCCGUUCUGCCUCUAUUGAGGCGUGAAAUGCGGUCCUCCACUCGAUUCGCUCGAUCUUGCCCCUCCAUAUCCUCCGUCGUCUCCCAAUCUCGUCCCGCUCGCCUGUCCUCGACCUCUGAUCGCCAAUUUUUGCGCCGAGCUACUUUCGCUUCACCGAUCCAGACCCGUGCCUUUUCGCAAUCGGUAGUACGCCGAUUCACUGAUGAGAAUGGAGAUUUUGAUCCCCGGAAAUUGGACCGCGAGUCCGACGAGGUGGAUGUGUGCAUUGUUGGCGGUGGCCCCGCCGGUCUCGCUGCUGCAAUCAAGCUGAAGCAGCUCGCAAACGAAGCAGGAAAUGAGGAAUUCCGUGUUAUUUUGUUGGAGAAGGCUGGCGAAAUCGGCUCCCACAUAGUCUCCGGCAAUGUCUUGCAACCCACUGCCAUGAACGAACUCUUCCCAGACUGGCUGUCAGAAGAUAACCCUUCCCGCUUCGAAGGGGCGACCCCCGCCAAGGGCGAGAAAAUGCGUUUCCUCACAAAGACCGGCUCAUACCCACUCCCCGUUCCCCCGCAGAUGCACAACGACGGCAACUACAUUAUUAGCUUAAGUCAAUUGUCCCAAUGGUUGGCUGAGCGCGCGGAGGAGCUCGGUGUGGAGGUUUACCCUGGUUUCGCCGCUAGUGAGGUCGUUUACAAGCCAGAUGGAUCUGUGAAGGGUGUUGCUACCAACGACCUGGGCCUGGAUCGGGAGGGCAACGCCAAAGACACAUUUGAGCGAGGAAUGGAGUUCCACGCACGAGUCACACUUUUGGCGGAGGGAUGUCAUGGUAGUCUGACCAAGCAAGUGAUCAAGAAGUACGAUUUGCGACGAGACAGCGAUCCUCAGACAUAUGGUCUCGGAAUUAAGGAAAUCUGGGAAAUUCAGCCGGAGAAGUUCCGUCCAGGAGAGAUUGUGCACUCCAUGGGCUACCCGCUCCCUAAGGAUACUUAUGGCGGUGCCUGGAUGUAUCAUUUCGGCGAUAACAUGGUCAGUGUUGGUCUCGUGGUGGGAUUGGACUACCCUAACCCUUGGCUGUCACCAUAUGGUGAAUUUCAGAAGAUGAAGCACCACCCUAUGUUCAAGGAGGUGCUUGAAGGCGGUAAAUGUAUCUCUUAUGGUGCUCGUGCUCUCAACGAGGGUGGUUACCAGUCCAUUCCCAAGUGUGCAUUCCCCGGUGGUGCUUUAAUCGGAGACACCGCUGGAUUCUUGAACGUUCCUAAGAUCAAGGGUACUCACACAGCCAUGAAGUCAGGUAUGCUGGCUGCUGAGGCUGCCUUUUCUGCGCUGAAGGGCGAAGAUAACGGUACUGUGUUCCUUUUCGACUAUGAGAAAGCUCUCCGCGAUUCUUCCAUCUGGAAGGAGCUCUAUGAAGUGCGUAACAUUCGACCUUCCUUCAAUGGUCCUCUCGGCUUCUUUGGUGGACUUAUGUACUCUGGACUUGAGGCCUAUAUUUUCAAGGGUCGUGUACCUUGGACGCUCAGUCACCAUGGCACUGAUGCCGCGGCCACAAAGCCCGCCUCUCAAUAUAACAAGAUCGAUUACCCCAAGCCUGAUGGCGAGAUCAGCUUCGAUAUCCUCACUAGUGUGAGUCGCACGGGUACAAAUCACGAGGAAGAUCAACCGGUGCAUCUCCAAGUGGAGGACUGGGAAAAGCACAAGGAUCUUGCCUGGCCCAUCUACAAGGGAGUGGAGAACCGUUUCUGCCCUGCCGGUGUAUAUGAGUAUGUCGAGGAUCCUACCAAACAGCAUGGCGUGCGGUUCCAGAUCAACUCUCAAAACUGUAUUCACUGCAAGACAUGUGAUAUCAAGGUUCCUACUCAGGACAUCAACUGGCAGACUCCCCAAGGUGGCGAGGGUCCCAAGUACAUCAUGACAUAA